GGUGGGGUCGAUCCGGUGUGAGGGUGGGGUCUGAAUCCAGACAGCAGUGUCAGUCAAAGGCUGCCAGUGAAUUGACUGCAUUGAGUCUGGCUCCGGAUUAGGAAUUGUGGGAGUUACUCGGCAGCCUCUCGCUCGCCGAGGGUUCUUCACACUGAUUCAUCCGGAGACACAAUAAAAAGCAGAGGCGGUGAACAGAGUUCGGAUUUACGCUUCUUCAUCCAGGCACCGAGAGGAAUUCACGCCCCCGUGUGGCCACAAGUCCUUCAACGUGACGCGCUGCGCCAUCGCAGUCAACCGCCAGGAGGACCAUGGAUGGAAACGUGGACAUGAGGUCAGAGCUGGAGGAGAUGCAGCGAUGCGCUGAUCAGAUCACUGAUGAGUCCCUGGAAAGCACUCGCCGUAUGCUUCAGCUGGUGGAGGAGAGCAAAGAUGCGGGGAUCAGGACCUUGGUCAUGCUGGACGAGCAAGGAGAACAACUUGACCGUGUUGAGGAAGGCAUGGACCAGAUCAACCAAGACAUGAAGGAGGCAGAGAAAAAUUUAUCAGACAUGGCAAAAUGCUGUGGCCUUUGCGUUUGCCCCUGCGCCAAGUUGAAGAACUUUGAGGCUGGAGGAGCCUACAAGAAGGUGUGGGGGAAUAACCAGGAUGGUGUGGUAGCCAGCCAGCCAGCUCGAGUGAUGGACGACCGGGAGCAGAUGGCCAUGAGUGGUGGAUACAUCCGCAGAGUCACAGAUGACGCUCGGGAGAAUGAGAUGGAGGAGAACCUGGAUCAGGUGGGCAGCAUCAUUGGUAACCUACGACACAUGGCACUUGACAUGGGCAACGAGAUCAGCUCCCAGAAUGCUCAGAUUGACAGGAUUGUCACCAAGGGUGACAUGAACAAAGCUCGUAUUGAUGAGGCCAACAAACAUGCCAACAAGAUGUUGGAGAGUGGCUGAAGGGAAAAGGAAACUUCGGCCACCCUGUCACACCGCCAAAUUCAUCCAUCAUCCAUUGCAGCAUCUACGAGGCCCGGGAGGGCAAGUCCCUGUGCAGUGAGAGGUUCAACAUCUCUGUACAUUAUAAUUUAUUUUGUAAUUUCUCAGUGUAGCAAGAUGUUCCAGUUGUGGAAGUGUAUUUUUUUAAGUGUGGAUUUGUAUUAUUGCCUGUUGAAAGAGUAAAUUGUGUAUUUAGUUUUUUAAUCUUUGUACUUGUCUGCAGUUUUCCUGUUUGAGUCUUUCUAUGUAAUAUUAUAAUAUAAAGUGUUGAUAGUCAAAUGAAAUGUGAGCUCUCUGUGUGUACGGUUGAAUCUCAAUAAACACAAGCCAGGUCCAGCGUCCCUCUCUAACCAGAGGGCUUCAAUCUCAGACUUUCAGAUCUGAGACCAGUCUCAGGUUGGAGGAGCAACACCACAUAUUCCGUCUGGGUAGCCUCCAGCCUGACGACAUGAACAUUGAUUUCUCUAACUUCUGGUAAUUUCUCAACCCCUUCUCUUUCUUUUCCAUUCCCCAUUCUGGCUCCCCUCUUACCCCUUCUCCUCACCUGCCCACCACCUCCGUUUGUUGCCUCUCCUCAUUCCCUCUCUCCCAUCGUCCUCUGUUUUCAAUUAGAUUCCUUUCUCGGCAGAGCAGCUUCGAUGGGCCACGUGGCAAAAUUCUGCUCCUAUAUCUUACGGUCUUUUUCAGCCCUUCACCUUGGUACCUGUCACAUCCCAGCUUCUCACUUCAUCCCCACACACCUCUCAGCUUCUGCUCCUUCCCCCUCCUCCCACCUUGUUCUUCUCUCUCCUUCCCCCUUCCUUUCCAGUCCUGAGGAAGGGUCUUGGCCUGAAACGUCGACUGCUUAUUUUUCUCCACAGACACUGCCAGUCCUGCUGAAUUCCUUCAGCAUUCUGUGUGUGUUGAAUGUCAGAUUUUGCCACUUAUGAUCUAUUAACCAAAUAAGCCAUGGACCUGGUUGAGAAUGAGAUGUAGCUUUCCUACUGUCACAACUCUGCAAAACUGUCUCGGUAACUGGAGUACCUCCAGCUCAAUUUGCUGGUAUUUAUCCAAUUAAAACGAUCACAGGGAAUGGUAAAAUAGUUUCAAUGCAGGAUAAGGCCAUUUGGCUUAUUGAGUGUCCAUGCCUUCUCCUUGAUUUCAACUGACCAGUCAUCCUAAUUCCAUUUCCCGUUCCCUCACCGACAUAUCUGUCCAUGGCCGCCUCCAUUGUCGGAUCAGGGCCAAACAAAAGUAGAGCAGUGCUCCCCAACCGUGUGCACCAAUACCAUCAAACAAGGUUGAGAAGCCCUGAGUUAGUGGGACUGCCUGGGCAGUCUUCAGCCUAGGUGCAUGGGUGUGGAAUUCUUAAAUUUCUAGUAAGCGCUCACUCUAUUUCCUUUUCUUCUCUCGCCUCUUGAUCCACCAGCCCUCCCCCUCCCACCCCAACCAUUACCUUAUCGUCUUCCCCUCCUCCACCCUCUCCAAUUGCCCAUCUCCCACACGCUGUUCCCAGCGGUUCCCCUCCCCAACUCCUUCCUGUUAUUCCAUUUACCUCCUCCUAUCAGAUUCCAUCAUCUUCAACCCUUUGUUAUCUCCACGUGUCACCUCCCAGUGUCUGAGAUCAUUUACCCAUCACCUCCCAGUGUCCGACAUCAUUCACACCCUCACCUGGAUCCACCCAUCGCCUCCCAGUGUCUGAGAUCACUCACACCCUCACCUGCAUCCACCCAUCGCCUCCCAGUGUCUGAAAUCAAUCACACCCUCACCUGCAUCCACCCAUCACCUCCCAGUGUCUGAGAUCAAUGACACCCUCACCUGGAUCCACCUGUCACCUCCCAGUGUCUGAGAUCACUCACACCCUCACCUGCAUCCACCCGUCACCUCCCAGUGUCUGACAUCAUUCACACCCUCACCUGGAUUCACCCAUCGCCUCCCAGUGUCUGAGAUCACUCACACCCUCACCUGCAUCCACUCGUCACCUCCCAGUGUCUGAGAUCAAUCACACCCUCACCUGGAUCCACCCGUCUCCUCCCAGUGUCCGACAUCAUUCACACCCUCACCUGGAUCCACCCGUCACCUCCCAGUGUCUGACAUCAAUCACACCCUCACCUGCAUCCACCCGUCACCUCCCAGUGUCUGACAUCAUUCACACCCUCACCUGCAUCCACCCGUCACCUCCCAGUGUCUGACGUCACUCACACCCUCACCUGCAUCCACCCAUCACCUCCCCGUAUCUGACGUCAUUCACACCCUCACCUGCAUCCACCCGUCACCUCCCAGUGUCUGACAUCACUCACACCCUCACCUGGAUCCACCCGUCACCUCCUAGUGUCUGACAUCAUUCACACCCUCACCUGGAUCCACCCGUCACCUCCCAGUGUCUGACAUCACUCACACCCUCACCUGCAUCCAUCUGUCAACUCCCAGUGUCUGACAUCAUUCACACCCUCACCUGGAUUCACCUGUCACCUCCCAGUGUCUGAGAUCAUUCACACCCUCACCUGGAUCCACCUGUCACCUCCCAGUGUCUGACAUCAUUCACACCCUCACCUGGAUUCACCCAUCACCUCCCAGUGUCUGAGAUCAAUCACACCCUCACCUGCAUCCACCCGUCACCUCGCAGUGUCCGACAUCAUUCACACCCUCACCUGGAUCCACCCGUCACCUCCCAGUGUCUGAGAUCAUUCACACCCUCACCUGGAUUCACCCAUCACCUCCCAGUGUCUGAGAUCAAUCACACCCUCACCUGCAUCCACCCGUCACCUCGCAGUGUCCGACAUCAUUCACACCCUCACCUGGAUCCACCCGUCACCUCCCAGUGUCUGAGAUCAUUCACACCCUCACCUGGAUUCACCCGUCACCUCCCAGUGUCUGAGAUCAUUCACACCCUCACCUGGAUCCACCCGUCACCUCGCAGUGUCUGACAUCAUUCACACCCUCACCUGCAUCCACCCGUCACCUCCCAGUGUCUGACAUCAUUCACACCCUCACCUGGAUCCACCCGUCACCUCCCAGUGUCUGACAUCAUUCACACCCUCACCUGCAUCCACCCGUCACCUCCCAGUGUCUGAAAUCAAUCACACCCUCACCUGGAUUCACCUGUCACCUGGUAGUUCAUGCUCCACCCCUUGCCUCCACCUUUUUAAUUCUGCCAGUCUGCCCCUUCCUUCCAGCCAGGUGAAGAGUCACAGCCUGAAGCAUCAACUCCAUAGAUACCAGCUGUAGCGCUGAGCUGCAGUGCUGUGUUCCUCCGGGAUGUCUGCCUUUGGCAGGUGCCCAAGAUUUCUACUCUGCCAUUCCAGAACUGUUUGCCUUGUGUACUCUCCCUGUUAAACCUUAGUGACUUAUGCCAUAAAUACCGUGUUGUAUUGAACAAUUCCUUGUUUGAUGCCAGAAGAUUAGUUUCUUUAGAAGAUUCCAAAAUCUGGAUCUGGGUGAAGGUUUAUCAGGAUUCAACUUCAGAGUUUGAUGUGAAAGAGAGAGCCUUUUCCCUCACUGUCCGCCCUUUGAUGAGGGAUGGGGGUUUUCUGAAUCCUUGUGUGCUUUCCAGUAAAUAAGCGACGAAAUCCAAGGCUUUUUUCUUUUGUGCUUUAUAUCCUGUAAGUCACAGAACCGCAACUCAAGACAUUCCAUCCAAAUUUUCUGCGUACCUGGGGGUGAGAGGGUAAUUGGAGCUUCUGGACAGAUGUGAUGACUUCCACUUGCUUGACUCAGCACACCCUCUCCUCUCAAAAGACACAUUCCUUUAUUACCUGGCCUCUCCCCCACUGACACUCUGUCCUAGUGCCCCCUACCUCCAGGUAAACAUCUCACUGGGAAUAAUGUGUCUUGUGCUAAUCCCAAAGAUUUAGGAGCCAAUCUUGGAUGCCUCCCUUAAGGAAAAUCCUCUUCCCUAUAUCUCCCUCUCACUAGUAUUGUUUCUGCUCUGGGUAGUGGGGAGCCGCAUGUCAGUGGGGGAGGAACACAUCCAGAGGAAAUCAAUUGACGCUGCCCCUUUAAGAAAUGUUUCCGAUAUUAGAGAACAGCAAACCAAUUCUGAGAGAUAAACGGAGCACAAAAGGCCUUCUAUGCCAAUUAACCCCUUCAGUCCCAGCCUCACCUGCAUGCAGUGGAGCAGGGCUUUGGGGAAGUGAAGGUGAAUCUUGUGUGAUAAGACGGAGAGAGAGUCUCUUUAAGUGCUUAAUGAGUUGUGGGCUGUCUUACUGCGACCCGAUAGUUUCUGCAGUGACGGAAUCUUCCCUGCGAACUCAUCGGGCUCUGAGCCCCGAACCCCAGCCCACUCACACAGCUCGCUGGCCUGGCCCGGCCCAACGUCUGCAUGCGAUGGGUGUGAAAGUUUAAAAGGCUUUCCUUGUUCUGCACCACCUCACCCACCCACCAUCUACCCAGAGUAUUGCUGCCAGUCACGUGGUGGUGAGCAGGCUGCUUGUUUCUGCUCCCCCCACACCCCCCCAGCUCCUCUUCCACCAACCAAGACCGUGUGUUUGUAGAUGGUGCAUGUCAGUGUCUGUGUCUGUCACACCCCUCUGCUGCACGUAAGCCCAGAGCCACACCACCCCUGUCUUCACUCAGCCGUGACCUGUAACGAUACCCUUGAAACUAAACUUAGAGGGAGUUUGCCUCUAAUUCUACCUUAGAAUCAGGUUUAUUAUCACUGACCAAUGUCGUGUAAUUUGUUGUUCUGUGCUAGCAGACGUAAGAAAUGAUUUUAUAAUAAAAAAAACUUCAAAAGAGGAAUGGUGAGGUAGUGUUCAUGGGUUCACAGACCCUACAGGAACCUGAAGGCAAAGGGGAAGAAGCUGUUCCUAAAAUACUGAGUGUGUGGCUUCAGGCUGCUGUACCUCCUUGGGAUGGUAGCACUGAGAAGAGAGCAUGUCCGGAUGCUGAGGGCCGUUAAUGAGGACUCUUUCUUCAUUUUAUUGUUGGUUACUAAUUAUCUCUGCCUUGUCUGUUGCUUUGCCCGCUGGCUCACACUCUCCUGUUAAGUUGUGCUGCAAACCCAAGGGUUAACAGUGCGAUUUUUUUGGACUCUGGUUAUAAUCCCAUAUGGGAGAUAGAGGGUUAAUCCUCAGAUGGAUAUUGGUUUCCACACCAGCAUCCCAAGGUACACCAAAAUGCACCUCUUCAAGUCACUUGGCAAUAGGCUGAGAUUUAGCUCCUUGUCUCCACAACACCAGAGAGAAAAAAAACAUUACGUCCAUGAAAGCUUUCAUCCCAUAAGACCAUAAGAUAUAGGAGCAGAAUUAGGCCAUUUGGCCCAUCAAGUCUGUUCUGUCAUUUCAUCAUGGCUAAUCCGUUUCCCCCUCUGCCACAAUGAUGUGCCUCCAAGUACCCUGAAGUGAGAUCUGCAUGUUGAAUUGCUUAUUGCAAUGAGAAAGAUUCACUCAGUUUAGCUUUGAGUGGCUCAGGGGAGUAAGACGCAGCAUUAUUUGACCCGUAUCAAAGGAAGAAUAUGCUGGCCCUAGAGAGGGUCCAGAGGAGUUAAAAAGUCACAGAGUGAUAGUAAAAUACAGCACGGAAACAGGCCCCUCGGCCCAUCUAGUCUGUGCUGAACUAUUUAAACUGCCUACCACUGAGGUUCACAAAAGAGAUCCCAGGAAUGAAAGACUUAACCUGUAACGCAAGGGCUCUCCACUCCUGCGAUCAUCGGACCUCUUGCUUACUGGCAUAAAAAAAAUGGGAACCCCUGCCACAAGGAGUAUUUGACGUCUCUGUGCCUGUACUCAAUCGAGUUCAGAACAAUGAGGGUGGAUUUCAUUGAAACCCACCAAAUACUGAAAGGCCUGGAUAGAGUGGGAGUAGAGAGGAUGUCUCCAUUAGUAUGAGAGUCCAGGAUCCAAGGGCACAGCUUCAGAAUAUAGAGACACCCCUUAAAAACUGUGAUGAAGAGGAAUAUCUGUCAAUUUGAGGAAUUUGUCAUAAAGCAUAGCCGAGACCAAAACAUUGGAUGUAUUUAAGGCAGAGAUUGAUAGAGUCUCUACUGGUAAAGGUGGGGGGAGGGGUUAAGGAUUAUGAGGAAAAACAGGAAAAUGGGGGUUGCAGAAGAAAUCAGAAUCAAUAAAUGACAGAGCAGAUUCAAUGGACCAGACGGCCUCACCCUGCACCUACAUCUUAUGGUCUUAUUAUUAAGAGCCUGCUACAAGUAGUAGUCACCAUGGGUGGGAUUGAAUAUAUAAAAUCAAGAAGUUGUCUUUAAUAUUGCCAGCUCUCAGAUGAGAAGGAACAGUUUAGAAAGUUGUGUAAUGCUAUCAAUCAGGGGGUUUCAAUGUGCUGUUUGUUGAAUCUCCGAUAACCACGGCUAUCAGCAGGCAACUUGGUAUCACCCCAACGAUAAAACGUCAUGGUUUAAUCUUGUAAUAAUGUCAGAAAUAUGAGAACAGGAAGAACGAUGGACAAAGUACGUACAUUGAUAUCUCUGAAAAAUUCCAAGAACAGGAAGAACCAUUGUCAUAGUACGUUGAUAACGAUGGCAAGCUUCUUCAUUAAGUUUAGUUCCCCAACAUUUUGUAAUAAAAAUGUGUGAAUUAAUUGUCUUGAUGAUAUGUAGGUUAAGUAACCAGCACUGUCAUUUCAACAAUUGCACAGGCACAGGUGAAAUGUCGAUCGUGUCUUGUUUUUGCCUGACUUGAAUGUUUCGUUAUGAACUUGUUUUGAAGACGUUACGAUGCCAUUUAUUAAAUCUGGGGUGAUGCAUGCCUUACAUUUUGUAUCAGGAAUAUGCAGCAACUUUGAUGAGCAAUGAGAAAAUUAAACCUAGUUUGUUGAAAUCCUUUUUCUGUUACCUUACUUUUGGUGCCCUCUAACUACUGUGGAAGUUUGUGGAAUUUAUUUAUUUAUAGAUACAGCAUGGACCGGGCCUUUCCAGCCCAACGAGCCACAGUGCCCUGCAACCCAUCCAUUUAACCCUUGCCUAAUCACAGGACAAUUUACAGUGACUAAUCAACCUACUAAAUGGCCUGUCUUUGGACUGGGGGA
Molecule: messenger RNA, 7934 nt
Organism: Mobula hypostoma (lesser devil ray)
Lineage: Eukaryota; Metazoa; Chordata; Chondrichthyes; Myliobatiformes; Myliobatidae
Product: synaptosomal-associated protein 25-like
Exons: 8
Coding region: 309-938 (209 amino acids)
Biological process (GO): synaptic vesicle priming; synaptic vesicle fusion to presynaptic active zone membrane; exocytosis
Cellular component (GO): plasma membrane; SNARE complex
Molecular function (GO): SNAP receptor activity; syntaxin-1 binding; voltage-gated potassium channel activity
Source: RefSeq, a predicted model, not a curated record